UGAAAAAUAAUUACUCAAGUAAAGUACAAAUACCCAAAAAGUCUACUGAAGUACAGUAUUUGUACUAACAACUCUGGUAAAUCCCAAUAAAUGAAUGACUGAUGGGUGUUCAACACCAACAAGCUGUAGCGUUCAGCUUGUGAACAUCUUUCACCACUAGAGGGCAUCGUUGCACAAAAAAUUCACAAAUCACACAUUAAUCCACUGUUGGGCUCUGAAGGACGCAACCCUGCGUGAUUAAACCGCUGCAGUGCGUCGCUUUCAAMACACAAGAGACAACCGACUAACUAAUAAAGCGGCGACUGGCAGCAAAAACAAACACAACAUGUAUGCGGGACGAUUCCUCUACUAGAACAACACACUCCAUGGAAACURAACACAACGCAACACCCGCCUCUUUAAGACCAACCAUUGGCKCAACACAAACACUUCUAGCUCCGCCUCUACGAGCUGUGAUUGGUCAGAGCUGCUGUGUGUCAGGAAGGAAACACGGAAAGGAGCCCAAAAAAAAAAAAAAAGUUCUGGAGCGAAUCCUGGUCGGAUCAUGUCUGCUGGCCGCUGCUGAGGAGAACUUUUAGCACCAAACACCUCCUGCAGGAGCCAGGAGAAACACGAGGAGGGGAGCUCGGAGCGCAACGUGCGGGUGGAUGUGAGGGGGACCUGGUCGGAGCCGGGGGGCCCGGUGUGUUUGUUCGGUUUCCAGGGGAGGGGGGAGGCUGGUUGAUGUCACCACAGAGAGGAGGAGGAGGAGGAGGACAGGUGCGAGGAGGCAAAGUUUAUUCUCCGUGGACGAGGAUGUGUCACUAAGAAGGAGACGGUGCUUGAAGUUUCCCAGGUUUUUUUUAGUUGUUCUUUUUUAUUUUUUAUUUUUGAACUGAAAGAAGGAUUUAAUUAAGCGUUUGGAUCCAGAAGGUUGUGCUGCGACGAGACGAUCUGUUUGUGUCCCGACAGGAUUACAGGCUGAGGGGGGUUUGAGACGCCCCCAGCUCUCCGCUUCACUGCGGCACCGACACARCGGACUCACAACAUUUCCCACUCAGAGUGGGAGCUUAAAGAAAUGUUUCUUUUAGCCACCCUGGGAUGUCCUGAAACACACAGCGUWGAGCUUAACUUCUGUAAUUCGCGGUGAUUUGCGCGUGCGUCAUUACGUUCUGAGGGUCUCUGAAGGACGUGUUGUUGACUCGCUGCUUUUCUGGCCCCCCCAAAAUGUCCAAGACCCUGAAAAAGAAAAAGCACUGGUCCGCCAAGGUGCAGGAGAGCACCGUGUCCUGGGGAGGCACCGGGGACCUGACCGCCGUGCUGGAGGUGCGUGGCGGCGCGGAGCUCGGACAGUUCCCCCACGUCGGGCGUGUGCUGUCCGAGGCGGCGGUGUGUGAGGCGGGGAGGCUCCCCUGCAGCGGCGACGUGCUGCUGGAGGUCAACAGCACUCCGGUGAGCGGACUCACACACAGGGACACGCUGGCGGUCAUCCGACACUUUCGGGAGCCCGUCCACCUGAAGACCGUGAGACCAGGUAAGGUGCUGAAUAUUGAUUUGCAUCACUACCUCAGCUUGCAGUUUCAGAAGGGCUCCCUGGACCAUAAGCUCCAGCAGGUGAUCAGAGACAACCUCUACCUGCGUACCAUUCCCUGCACCACUCGGCAGCCCAGAGAGGGGGAGGUUCCAGGAGUAGACUACAACUUCAUCAGUGUAGAGGAGUUCCACGCGCUGGAGGAAAGUGGGCUGCUGCUGGAGAGUGGAACAUAUGAAGGUAACUUUUAUGGAACACCAAAGCCUCCCUCAGAGCCAAGCCCUGUACAGCCAGACCUGGUGGACCAGGUUUUAUUUGAUGAAGAUUUUGACACAGAGGUCCAACGAAAACGCACAACUUCAUUCAGUAAGAUGGACAGAAUAGACAGCACAGCCCCAGARGARGAAGAAGAGGAAGAGAGACCUCCUAUUGCCAACGGUGUGGGAGAGCACAAGGACAAGCUGGAGUGGAGGAGGWUGGUGCCCAGCUACAGCCAUUCGCCGGGGCCCGUGGAUCUCCGUGUCUGGAAUACACUGGAUGAAAGUCAGGAGCCUUUACCUAAAAACUGGGAGAUGGCCUACACAGAAACUGGAAUGGUUUACUUUAUAGAUCACAACGCCAAGACCACCACCUGGCUAGACCCUCGCCUCGCCAAGAAAGCCAAGCCACCUGAGAAAUGCGUUGAAGGAGAGCUGCCCUACGGCUGGGAGAAGAUUGAAGACCCUCAGUUUGGCAACUACUAUGUUGACCACAUCAACCAGAAGACCCAGUUUGAGAAUCCAGUAUUGGAAGCUAAGAAAAAGAGUGCAUCUGCAGCACCAACACCAGCAGCUGUGCCCACAGGAGACGAUUCUGCUCAGGGAACACGGGGUUUUACAAAAGAUCCCGCUCAGCUUCAGGGUUCCAUCCUGCAGACAGCGCUUAGAAAAAGUCCACAAGGAUUUGGGUUCACCAUCAUCGGAGGAGACCGCCCAGACGAGUUCCUCCAGGUCAAAAACAUCCUCCCUGAUGGACCUGCUGCACACGACAACAGGAUUGCCCCGGGCGACGUCAUUGUGGACAUCAACGGGACAUGUGUGCUGGGGAAGACUCACACCGAUGUGGUCCAGAUGUUCCAGUCCAUCCCAGUCAACCAGUUUGUGGAUUUAGUCCUGUGCCGGGGCUACUCCCUGCCCGAGGACUCCAGCAGCAGCAAGGAAGCAUCAGGAAGCCUCCUCGCUUCAAAAGACACCUCCCCAUCCCUGUCCACCUCCACACCACAGGACCCUUACACGGUCCCAAACGGGGGAGCCCUGUCCCGCCAGGCRUCCUCCGUGCCACCUCUGAGCAACGGGGGGUGCCACCACCACUACGCUCAUCCCCAGCAGCAGCAGCAUCAACAGGCUCCUCUUGACCAGAACCAGGAGGGACCAGAGGCCGCUCUGUUGCAGCCGGAGCUGGUGAGCGUACCCCUGGUGAAAGGCCCCGGAGGGUUCGGCUUCGCCAUUGCAGACUGUGCCUUGGGACAAAAGGUGAAGAUGAUCUUGGAUGCCCAGUGGUGCCGCGGCUUGCUGAAGGGCGACGUCAUCAAGGAGAUCAACAGACAGAACGUCCAAACGCUGAGCCACUCCCAGGUGGUGGACAUCCUCAAAGACCUGCCACUGGGCAGCGAGGUCAACCUGCUUGUGCUGAGAAGAGGUCAGACAUCUCCUGUGAAAUCACUGAAACCUUGCACAGCUCCCGUGUCCAGCGCCGGGUCCCAGCCCAGUCUUCAUCAGGCUGCUCCUCCUGUUUCCCAGCAGCUGUCCCCCCUAUCCAACCAGUCCACCGCCCAGCAGCAGCAGGACAUGCAGGACAUGACAAACAGCACAGAGACCCUCAGCCAGCAGGAGGCACUCCCCGACACCCCGUCCUCGUCUUCACCCAAACCGGACCCGUCUGAGAUCUACCUCAAGUCGAAAGCAAUGCUGGACAGCAGGCCGCUGAACACCAAGGACCUGGAUGUGUUCAUCAAAAGAAACCAGGAGUCAGGAUUUGGCUUCAGAGUCCUGGGAGGAGAGGGACCUGAUCAGCCGGUGUACAUUGGCGCAAUUGUCCCACUGGGUGCAGCAGAGAAGGACGGACGUUUGCGCGCUGGAGACGAGCUUCUUUGUAUAGAUGGUGUUCCUGUCAAGGGCAAAUCCCACAAGCAGGUGCUGGAGCUGAUGACCAACGCAGCACGGAACGGUCAGGUCAUGCUCACAGUCCGCAGGAAGUUGGUUCAGUCAGGAGGAGGACAGCAGCCAGCAGCCGCAGCAGGUAUCCUCAGCUCUGGUCAGCAGCUCUUCCAAGAUCCCUCCUGUCGAGGUCCCGAAUGACGCACCACUCGCUCAGACCUUUCGACCGGAGAGCUUCAAUGUCACCCUGCAGCGCAAAGACAACGAAGGCUUUGGUUUUGUCAUCCUCACAUCRAAGAACAAGCCCCCGCCUGGAGAUGGGGCUCCUCCAUCUGGAACAAACUCCGUCAAGCACAGCCCAUCAGCCCAACACAGAGCCGUGGGCCAACAGCCUCUUAAUUACCAAGACAGAAAUGACGACUCCGAGGUGAAGAUUUCGCUCCAACCGAGUGAGAAAGGAACAUUUAUCACUUCAGGCCCCAAACAGGGCUGCUGUGUGGUGGAGCUGGAGCGCAGCGAGCGGGGCUUCGGCUUCAGUCUGAGAGGAGGGAAAGAAUACAACAUGGGUCUGUACAUCCUGCGUCUGGCUGGGGAUGGACCGGCUCUUAGAGAUGGAAGGAUACACGUUGGAGAUCAAAUUGUGGAGAUCAACGGUGAGGCAACCCAUGGCAUCACACACACUCGAGCAAUUGAGCUGAUCCAAGCAGGCGGCAACAAGGUCCAUCUGCUGCUCCGAGCGGGCCAGGGCCUGGUCCCAGAUCACAGUUCAAAAGACAAAGCACCUGCUCCAACACGCUUUCCCAGACUCUCUGCGUCUGAUGACCAGUUGUCUCCAGUUUCUCCGUCCUCCAWCUUCCUCUCUACCUCAGAAGGACCUUCUUCCCCCAAAGUGUUGGCCUCUAAUGACGUCUCCAGAGGGGACCUCAGAGUGUCUGGGUCAGCCGACGAUGGACAGGCCAACAGAUCAAGAGGACAGCAGCUUCUUYACAACAGCCAGAAGCGUACCACCAACCCCAGCACCUCCACGACACAAGCUGCCAGGGCCAACUCAGAGUCUGGCAGUUCAGGGAAAGCCACCGAAGGCCGGACGGAUCACAUGGAACAGACCCAAAGCCCCCCGAAAACAGAGCGAGGCCGCAGCGGAUCCCAGGAUGACAUGAUCGAGGAGAGAAAAGCCCAAGGGCAGAGACACCCCCGCUCCUCUAGUCCAAGGAAAGGUUCCAGGAAGGAGCGUGAUCCCACAACGCGUUCAAGGAACCUGGAGGAGCCCCCGAGCCCCCGGCGCCCGGCGGGCCAGCAGCCCAGUGCUUCCACUAAGGAAUCUAAGGACAGAAAGCAGAAAGGGGAGGACGCCACCCACCGGCAGGAGAGAGGGGCCGCGGAGAGUGGGCGCAAAGGCUCGGGAGCCGGCGAGCGCCGCAGGAAGGGAAAGCGAACCGAGGCGAGGUCAGAUGCCGACCCCGGCCCCACGAGCCAGAAGAGUGGAGGUGACCGGGCUGACAGAGAGCCCCCAGGAGACCGGCUGCAGGAGACAGCUGAGGACGUGAGCAGGAAGAAUCCCGCAGGUUCCAGUAGCGGCAUCAUCCAGGACCCCAACUGCAAGAAGGCUCCCAUCACCCCGGGGCCCUGGAAAGUUCCCAGCUCCGCCAAAAUCCAGUCCCACGUGGACACAGCAUAUGCAGAUGUAUAAAACCUGAACAGGACUACAUGAAGACGAAACUGAGCCUCUGAAACACAGAUGGGAGGAACUGAAGGAUUUAUUUUUUUAAACUGCAGAACACUCUGUAACCAGCAACAUACCUUCCCAUUGACUGUUUUUUUCUGUUUGUUGUUUGUUUUUGCACCCAGUUUGCCUCAGACAUGUUGCACCAAGCUGCUGAUGAGUAUUUGUUUCUUCCAUGGAUUUGUGUAAAACUGAAGGGAGUGUUUUUUAUGUUUAUCUUGUUUUUUCUUUUUUCUUGGUUGGUUGCUUUUGGCUGUUUUUGUUGUUGAUUUUUUUAUUUAAUUUAAUUUUUUUGUCUAUUUUGUGCCAAUCAAAUAGUGUACUCCGGUGAUGAAGACUCUGACAGCACCCACUGUGAACCAGUUUGUGGCUGACUUAAUGAAGCACUCGUCCUUUUUUUUUUUUACCCUGAGCACUCAACGGAACCCGUUUCUUAUCUCUCACUUUGAAGGAAUACAAGCAUAUCUCAGCAGCAAGAUUUGAUCACUGUUAAUGAAAAGUUUUUGAGUUGCUCCUAAAAGGAACUCGAGAAAAUCGGUGUCUUCUUAGUCGUAUUUUUAAUUUAGAAAACCCGAGGAAAACUGUGACUAGUGUGACUGCGUUCAAACAUAUGAAGUCGUGAAUCCAAUGUGGGUGGAAGGACCACCCUGGAGCUUUUAUAUGCAUCGAUGAGCAGACCUGAUACUUGUGCUUAUAGAUCUAAUGUUUAUUAUCUGUGUUGUGACAAUAAAACCUGUGUGUAUUUUCUUAGAAA
Messenger RNA from Austrofundulus limnaeus, 6122 nucleotides. Its product is annotated as membrane-associated guanylate kinase, WW and PDZ domain-containing protein 3. Gene Ontology annotation, cellular component: cell-cell junction; cytoplasm. Gene Ontology annotation, molecular function: protein binding. Gene Ontology annotation, biological process: signal transduction. The record is from RefSeq and is a predicted model, not a curated record. NCBI's taxonomy places the organism in Eukaryota, Metazoa, Chordata, Actinopteri, Cyprinodontiformes, Rivulidae.